Schizosaccharomyces osmophilus is the source of this 1266-nucleotide messenger RNA. RefSeq names its product 2-aminoadipate transaminase/kynurenine-oxoglutarate transaminase. Lineage: Eukaryota; Fungi; Ascomycota; Schizosaccharomycetes; Schizosaccharomycetales; Schizosaccharomycetaceae. The coding region runs from base 1 to 1266 and encodes 421 amino acids. The transcript has a single exon. Gene Ontology annotation, cellular component: cytoplasm; mitochondrion. Gene Ontology annotation, molecular function: L-kynurenine:2-oxoglutarate transaminase activity; pyridoxal phosphate binding. The record is from RefSeq and is a predicted model, not a curated record. Gene Ontology annotation, biological process: biosynthetic process.
AUGACUACAAAUACCAUACUCCCAUCUUUUCGGGUUGCUGGGAGUCGUCCAGACGUUUGGACUAUGGUAAACCAGGCAACAGCAGAAUGUAAAGUGCCUCCAGUUUCCCUGAGUCAAGGAUUUUUUAACUAUAAUCCACCCAAGUUUGUCUUGGACGCUGCUAAGAAAUGUAUUGAUGAUGUAUCUUGCAAUCAAUAUUCCCACACUCGUGGCCGUAUUAAUCUUCGAAAUGCCCUGUCAAAAGCUUAUUCUCCCUUAUUUAAUCGUAAGCUAAAUCCAGAGACGGAAAUUGUUGUCACAGCUGGUGCAAACGAAGGAUUUUACAGCGUUUUUGCAGCCUACUUAAAUCCAGGUGAUGAAGUGAUUUUAAUGGAACCUUUCUUUGACCAAUAUGUAUCCAAUGUUCAAAUGAAUGGCGGUGUUCCUGUAUAUGUACCCAUGAUUCCACCCAAGGAAGGAGCCGAGCGCCCUGUAUCAGCCAAGGAAUGGAAGCUCGACAUGAAUAGGUUGCGUGCUGCAAUCACAGACAAGACAAAAAUGAUUGUCAUCAAUACUCCCCAUAAUCCUCUUGGAAAAGUCUUUUCUGAAGAAGAGCUGAACGAAAUUGCAGACAUUGUACUGGAACACAAUUUGCUCGUUGUCUCAGAUGAAGUCUAUGAUCGUCUUUUUUACACCCCUUUUGUCCGCCUUGCUACCCUUCGUCCAGAACUAUUUCGCCAUGUUAUCACGGUUGGCUCUGGCGGUAAAACAUUUGGAUGCACUGGCUGGAGAGUUGGCUGGAUCAUUGGAGAUGAGAGCAUUAUAAAUCAUUCUGCUGCUGCCCAUACGCGGAUCUGCUUUUGCGUCAACAGUCCAUUACAAGAGGCCACAGCGAUUGCCUUUGAGGAAGCUGACAAGGUGGGCUACUGGGAUGAUUACAUUUCGUCGUAUAAAAAGAGGUUCUCCAUUUUGGCAAAGGCCUUUGAUCAACUUGGCAUUCCUUAUACAAUCCCUGAUGGUAGCUAUUAUGUGAUGGCCAACUUUGCCAAUGUAAAGAUGCCUGAAAACUAUCCUUUCCCAGAACACAUCCUGUCACGUCCUCGAGAUUUUCGUUUAUGCUUUUGGAUGCUGAAAGAAAUCGGUGUCGCAACCAUCCCCCCUACCGAGUUUUACACAGAUGAAGAUGCCUCUAUGGCCCAAGAUUACCUUCGGUUUUCUUUUUGCAAAACUUACGAAACCCUAGAAGAAGGUGCUGAACGUUUACAGAAGCUAAAUCAUUUCAUUUAG